GUCUCUCGUGUGGUUUGGCUUCUUGGGAUGUUCUUCUUGCCUCUUUCGGACCAACCCAAACCCAAACCCCAAAUCCCCCAUCCCAAAUCCCAAAUGCCUCCUGUCCAAUGAUGCACUCUCUCUCCUCCCCCUAGCUCGCGCUUCGGCAGCCGCCUCGCUUCCCUGCCGCCGCAUUGCUGCUCCCCUGGGGCGCCGGCAGCCGCUGCCGCCUGGCCUUAUCCUCCCCCUUUCUUGGUGAGAAAAGCUUCCGGCCUCGGCCGUCUCUCCUGGAGAUCUUUCGUCCCGCUGUUUCUGAGUUUUUCCUGGGGAGGGAAGGUCGGUCCUGGGGCCUGCCGCCAGGCGAAUCCAGGAUUGCUCAGGCUGGGUUCCUGUUGAGCUCUGAGGAUGAGGAGGUGCCUCUGCUUUCGCUGAAGAACUAGUGCCAGGUUGCAGGAUCUCCAAUGGACAAGCAAAAGAAACACAAGAAUGCAGAAAUGGGGAACAACGUGUUUCACAGAAUUGUUCUCAACCAGAUUGCUGGGAGCAUCGGUUUAGAGGAGGAGGAGAACGUGCCUUGCAACACUCCGAGGCACUCCGAUCGUUCGCGGUUUUGUGGUUCAUCUGGCAAAUUUGCUGCGUCCACCAGUGGAAGUAACGGUGCCGAGUCGGUCAGCCCAGGCGAGUAUGUCAGAGAUCCUGGAUCCAUAUUGAGUUUGCAGCCUUGGAUUUUUAAGAGAAGCAGCGCCCAGAACAAUGAUGAAAUGGUGGUUCCAAGUGGUGGUAGGGCAGUUUGUAGAGGCAAGAAUCUGAUGGAUGGCUUUCAAGAUGGCUCAACUGUUGAUGUCUCUGCAAGAAGCCCUGGUCUUGGUCCUGGGUCUGGAAGAGGUCGAGGUGCUCUUAGGAGCAGACGGCCCCAGAGGCAUUUUAUGAAGCCACUUGUUGCAGCGGGGAACUCCUACAUUCCCCAGCUUUACGACGAGAACUUCGAGUUUGAAGAGUACACAUUUGCUCCAGUUCCAUCCCCAGCUUCUGCUAGGCCAUUCAUUGUGACAGAUGGGAGAAGAAUCAUUAGUAAAUCGCGCUAUGAACCAGUGUCCGUGCCCUUUGAAAUUGGGGUUGACAAGAAGGACUGUCAAAAUGGCUCAAAAGAGCCAGAAAAUAUCGUCGGGAUCGCUCCUCUACCUCAGCUGAACAAAUCCAGAAGGGAUAUAAGGGUAUCUCAAGAUGCUCGUUUGAGUUUGCUUGGCUCCCAAGGAGGUUUAGUUGAACGAUUGCUCAUGUUCUCGAGUGGGGUUCAGAUUGGUAUUAUAUCAUCUUCUCUAUCUAGCAAAAAAGAUGUUGAUUCCUUGAAGGGCACACUGAAACGAAUGGAGAACUUGGUUCAAGAUUUGCAAGAUGAGCUGGACAUGAAAGAGGGGUUAACCGUGAAGGAAUUGCCUAACGAAAUGUCUGGUGAACAAAAUGAUAACAUUAUCAAAGCUCACACUGCUGAUUCGGAGCCGAUGAGCAAAAUUGAAGCUGAACUUGAAGCUGAGCUUGUGAGGCUUGAAUUUAAUAUCACUUCAAACUAUUUGGAAGAACAACCGUUUGACUUGAGUGAGAUCGAUCAGGAGUUCAUUGGAGAUAUUGUUCAGGGGGAACUGAAGAUCGACAUGAUUCGCCGUGACAUCGCUGAUUACAGCAGUGAGAGUGACCAUGGCAGGGACAGUAGACAUAGUUCCCCAGAUUACACACGCGAUGCAAAAUAUCCUAUCUCACCUAGGGAUCUCAGUAUCCGCCUCCACAAGGUGAUCCAGCGUAGGCUCGAAGACCGGAUCAAGGAGCUUGAGACUGCACUUGCUCAAAGCCGGAAGCAGACGCAACUUCAGAUAAUGGCAAGAGAGCGGGUCUUCUCUGAACAAAGCUGCUCAAACAGUGAUUCCGGUUCUUCUUUGAACCAGGAUAGUCCAUUGUUUAUGCAAGAAACUGGCUCGUCGGCAGAACCGUUCUGUCUGAAUCUAGCUGGAGACGCACUAGAAGCAUACGAUGAAGCCUACGAAGAAUUCAUGAGAAUUGCUGACUCCCCUUGUACCACAAGUACUAAUGGGAAGCCUCAGGUAAAUGAAGAUUACUCAGUGGAGAUAUGGGGCUUGGAAGAGGACAGCUCUACGGACCUGAAAAAUGUUCCUACUUGGGAGCGGGAUGCGAAGAGCGGGGAGCCUAACAAUGCUCAAGAGAGUGAUGGGGACGGAGAAGACGAGUCCGGCGAAGAUGAUGACCACGAUAGUAAGAUGCUCAUCCAGCAGAUUGUAGAGAGAACUAAGCAAGGGUCACCUGUACUCAUAAAUGCACAAAGAAUGUUGUUUUCUGUGGAUGAUUAGGUUGCUGGCCUAUGCUGUAUACCAUUGAAAUUUUGUGGUAGCAUGUAGUGUCGAUUGAUUGCUCAGAAAAAGGAAAUCAAAGUAUUAAUUUUUUAA
Messenger RNA from Lolium rigidum, 2435 nucleotides. RefSeq lists its product as uncharacterized. Lineage: Eukaryota; Viridiplantae; Streptophyta; Magnoliopsida; Poales; Poaceae. The transcript has 5 exons. Bases 441 to 2339 code for a protein of 632 amino acids. The record is from RefSeq and is a predicted model, not a curated record. Gene Ontology annotation, biological process: asymmetric cell division.